AUGCAUAAGCAAUCACCAGUCGACAAGCGUCGAAAGUUUGACCCGGAUGCCUCCUUGGUGUUGGUGGGCAUCCGAGGUUGCGGCAAAAGGUCUCUGGGGUUUGUCGCUGCUACUGCAUUAAAACGACGAUUCAUUACUGAGGAUCACUACUUCAAGGAACGCACGGGCUACUCGAGACAUGAUUAUCUCAAGUGCUAUGGGAGCCAAGAGUUUCAGAAGCGCGAUAUCGAAGUCCUCAAGUCCAUGCUAGACAAUCACCGCUCUCGGUGCGUGAUUGAGUGUGGGCUGGGAAGUUUGACUCGUCCCGUGCAAGAGCAUCUCCGGCAGUACUCGGCCACCAAUCCAAUCGUGUACAUAAUCCGUGAUAUGGAUCGCAUACAGAGUCUUUUAGGCUUGGAGGAUCAAGCAGUCAAACUCAUCGGUGAGGGUGAUCCUCUGCAUCGAACGUGCUCCAACUUCGAAUUCUACAAUAUCGAAGACCGCUCCAGCUUAGCUGCCCAAACGGACGAAGGGACCCCCGAUCGGCGCUGCGUCGAUUAUUCUUUCAAAUUGAAAGAAGCCAAGGAAGACUUCACGCGUUUUGUCCGGUUCGUAACAGGCACCGAUGUGGGCCACACCAGCUAUGACUCGCCUUUUGUUCUUCUUGAGACGCCGCCAGAACUACGGUCCUAUACGCAUGCCAUAUUUGUCCGCUCUUCCGACCUUCUAGAGGGCACGGUGAAGAUACCUGAGUUGGAAUCGGGCGGGGAUGCCAUUGAGCUUUGCGUUGACCGCUGGGGUGUGGAUAUGGCAGCAACCAUGAGCAAGCAUGUUUCUUUGCUUCGAAGGAGCGCUCGCACUCCAAUCAUAAUAUCCAUCGAUACCACUUCGACAGGCAUUGCUCAAGGCAACUCUGCGUCACAAGUCAGCAAUGCGUAUUUUGCCAUCGUGGAGCAUGGCCUGCGGUUGGGGGUCGAGUACUUGGCGCUCGACCUUAACCAGGACCGGUCUCAAAUUAGCGAAGCGAUUCGCACUAGGGGAAGGACCAAGAUCAUAGGCCAACGCAUAUUUCAGCCGUCGGCUCCCGAAAGCUGGGAAAGCCAAGCAUGUUUUGACCUCUACCUUGAAGCCGAAAAGCUAGGCUGUCAGCUGGUCCGUUUUCUUCGCGUCAUUACGGCGCGGGAGGAGAAUGCGGCCGUUGUGAAGUUCACAAACAAGGUUCAGGCUUUACCUGGAGAACAUCCACCGGUCAUUGCCUACAACGUGGGCAGUUUAGGACGGACCUCCCAAGUGUUCAACUCCAUUCUUACCCCCGUCACGCAUCCCGCAAUCGAGCGCUCCUCAGAUAAUGGACGCGACCCUCAGAUCACUUCACGGGAUGCUGUCCAAGCACUAUUCCAGAGCUAUGUUCUUGACCCCCUCAAAUUUUGCAUUCUGGGUGGCAAUGUAGCCUAUAGUCUUUCUCCCGCAAUGCACAAUGCUGCAUUUAGACAAUGUGGUAUGAACCACACUUAUACGAUACCCGAUUCUCCCUCCCUUGCGAUUCUGGAUCGGCUGGGCCGCGAUCCGCAUUUCGGAGGGGCGAGUGUGGUUCAGCCCUGGCGAGUACAGUUAUCUCACAAGCUCGUGGCGAAGAGCCGCCAUGUCGAGGCAAUUGGCGCCAUCAACACGAUCAUGCCAUUACGGGCCAGCGCCGAUGGCGCCAUGUAUUCCCUGCAAGAGCAAGCGAGUCGACGUAACCAGGCCGGGCCUGUGGUGGGGUGGUACGGAGAGAAUACUGAUUGGGUAGGUAUUAUGACUUGUAUCAACCGCAAUCUCUCCCCACGCAAUGCAAUCAGUCCCUUGAAAACAACGGGGCUGGUGAUUGGAGCGGGUGGCAUGGCUCGCGCGGCGGUCUAUGCCAUGCUUCGCCUGGGAUGCCGAAAAAUCUUUAUAUACAAUCGGACAUUGGCACGGGCUGAGAGUGUGGCUCGACAUUUCAAUUCUUGGGCAGCGUCUCAGGUGGACGCAUCAGAAGUAGUAUACGUGCUGGAAUCACUCAAAGAUGAAUGGCCGGCCGGUGCUUGCCCUCCAUGUAUGAUUGCAUCCUGCGUACCAGCAGACCCUGACCGAGACGAACCGCCCGCCAAUUUCGAAAUGCCGAUGCAGUGGUUGGGUAGCCCGACCGGAGGCGUGGUUCUUGAGUUCGCUUACAAACCAUUGGACACGCCACUGCUACGUCAAAUGCGUAGCAUCAGAAGCGAGACGGGCCGGCCGUGGGUCUUGGUAGAUGGGCUUGAUAAUGUAGUCGAACAAGCAAUCUCGCAAAUUGAGCUGAUGACGGGACGCAAGGCGCCCCGGCGCUUGAUGUUCUCGGAAGCACUUCGCAAUUAUGUCGGCGAAGACGGGCCUUUCGAUGAAAAGACUAUUCAGUCCCGACUUGAGCAGGUUCGUUGA
Molecule: messenger RNA, 2415 nt
Organism: Aspergillus fijiensis CBS 313.89
Lineage: Eukaryota; Fungi; Ascomycota; Eurotiomycetes; Eurotiales; Aspergillaceae
Product: repressor protein
Exons: 2
Coding region: 1-2415 (804 amino acids)
Biological process (GO): chorismate biosynthetic process
Molecular function (GO): shikimate 3-dehydrogenase (NADP+) activity; 3-phosphoshikimate 1-carboxyvinyltransferase activity; 3-dehydroquinate dehydratase activity
Source: RefSeq, a predicted model, not a curated record